CAGACUGCGGCAAUUUAAAAAAAACAAAAUUUAUGAAUGUGUUCAACUGGCGUGGCACCAUGGGGUCUACUAGCGGGGGUGUUAAAAAGUACAUUUCUUUCCGAAGCAGACAAAGAGCUAACAUGAGCUUUUUCAUCGUGGUCAUGUUUUUCGCGGUGUUCGGAAUCAUAGUCUUCACGGAAAUUUUUUUGAUUGACGAAAGGGGCCGAGGGGCCGGGGUCCUGGUACGUCAUGGGUCCCUGACCUAUCACAGCAAACAUCAGGACAAAGCCGACUACGAAGAUUUUCAAAAUGACGACUACAUAUCACUCCGUAUAGGCGCAGCGAUGAUAAACGAUGAUGCGUUCCAGUCAAUCUUACUGGGGGGGAAAUCCCCAGUGGCAGUACCCGUGGUGGAUAAUUCCGCGCAAAUGUCUUCCAAACUUAUAACCGAAAGUCAAUUGCCCCCGCAUCCGGACAACUUGCCGGCCAGCGACGGUAAAUGGCAAAAAGUACACGGUACUAGGUAUAAGUUUUUUGCUUUUUCUGCCUUUUUCGACCAUAGAAAAGGUCAAAAAUCGGUACGAGUUAUUGGUGCUACAAAAACCAGGGGACCUGAACGGGUUUGGUGUCGCAUGUGGUAUAAGGUUGUGGAAAAUAAUACAAUCACAUAUGCUCCUAGAACUGUUUCUGGAAAAGUUAAGGUGAUUCGUGAAAAUUGGAAUUUGCUGUAUAGUGCGUGUUUUGUUAUGUGUCCUUUGACUUUUAAUCAAAGUGCUCCAUAUAGUGUUUCCAUAGUUUUUAAGGUCAAAGAUCCCCCCUCGAAUUUGUUGAAAGUUAUAGACAAUUUUAAUGAGACUCUGCAAAGAGCUAACAGUAAUUUUGCUGUUUGUGUGAAACCUUUGCAUUUUGACUACAACAGGGAAAUGCAGCUACUGGAAUUCAUAGAGCUGAACCGACUGAUGGGGGUGGAACACUUUACUUUCUACAACCACACCUUGGGACCUCAAGUGGACUGUAUUCUUAGAGACUACGUCAAAAGAGGAAUUGUUACGCUUCUACCCUGGCAAUUGGACAUGAUUUCCCAAAAGGAAAUUCGUACGGAGGGGCUAUUCGCCGCGUUAAACGAUUGCCUGUACAGAAGCAUGUACAAAUUUUCGCACGUUUUGUUCAUCGAUCUGGACGAAUACAUUGUGCCCAAUUACAACAACACCCUACCAGAACUCAUAGAGUAUCUGAACCAUCGUCUUAAUACGCGUUCUACGGGCUCGUACUCCUUUCAAAACUCCUUCUUCUACCUGCAAUGGGCGGAUGACGAUGCGGUCUACGAUUUCGACGAUCCCAUCGCGUCAAGUCUUGUAACUCUGAAGAAGACCAGAAGAAAAACGAAGCUCCAUCCUCACAAGCAACGAUCUAAGUACAUAUGUCGACCGGAGUUGGUGGUCGAGACUGGUAACCACUUCAUCUGGGAGUUCAUACCGGGGCAUGGUACUUUAAACGUACCAUCGGACGCGGCGUUUCUGCAUCACUACAGGAUCUGCGAGUUUGGGGGGAACGACUGCGUUAAAACAGCUUCGGCAGUGGACAAAACCACUUACAGGUACAAGGACAGGAUGGUUUCCAUGGUAAAGCAACAGUUUAACCACAUGAAAAGUCAGUGUCACUUGAGGGAUCUUGAUGACCAGCCUUCCAGAUCAGGCUUAUUCAUGAGCAUGCUAAAAAUAAAAUCAUAGUUUAUUUGUUAAUUUAUUAUCAACGAAUUUUGAAUUUUAAUCAUCUGUCAGAAUUAUUGAAGUUCCUAUUACUGUUAAGUCAAAAACAUUUUUAUUUUAUCUUUCCAUCCAGUAUCAUUUGGACCAUGAAGCAAAAUCCUUUCUUCAACAUUUAUAUUUGAAAAUAAAUUGUAAAUAAAUUUGCUUUCCACUAAUUUAAAACAAUCAAUUCAUAUUUUUAUAUUGUCAACUUUAUUUAUUACAAUAUUUAACAACAUAUAUUCACUAAAAGUUGCUACCCUAAAUAUAAGCUUUUUGAACCUAUUAUAUAAUUCGCAAUUACUUCUGUAAAUAAUACAUAUUUUUUCCAUUUAUUCACACAACAAGGUCUGUUCUAAGUAUCUCGUUUUCGGGUUUGUACUGUUUAUACAAAUUAAUAAUCGUUGCUUCUUACAGAGACACUUGUAAGCCUUAAAGGAUUUGUAAGGCUUACAAGUGCCUCUGUAAGAAACCCAACGUUUAAAACGAUUUUUAAUCUGCACAAAUAGCACAAGAAUUGCAAACAACAUAAAAAUGGCCGCCAUUGGAGUCUGUGCAAUGGUUGCCUAACUAACGAACCUUGUUGUGUGGAUUGUGGUAUUAACCAUGUUUGUUGACUUUUAUAGUCCUAGGAAGUCCACAUUAAUGUAGUUAAUCAGUACCUAUGCAAAAUGUAUUUUUACAUAACAUAUAAAAUAAUCACACAAUAUUUAUAUCUAUUAACCACUAAACACUUUUAUUUUUCUGUGCAAAAAUUUGGGGCCACUUUUUUAGUGCCAAUAUUUGUUUAUACACAUUAGGGUGUCCGUUAUUUUCCGAGUUAUUUUUUUUAAGUGUAAAAUUUCAAGCGAAAAUAUGUUGUUGUAUGUCUAUUAAUUAGCGAGAAUAUUUUCUUAUGUCAUUAAAAUGUAAUCUAUGCAGAAAAAGACAUAAAAAAUAAACUGGUAGUAAAAUAAUAGACACCUUAAUACACAAAUAUGUCUAUUUGUUAAUAACUGGUGCUUCAUCUGUUUAUUUAAGGUGACCAAUCUGAAACAAUUAUUGAUUUAGGUAUGUGAUAUUUUACUGAUGAUUUUUUUUGUAUGUAUGAACA
Messenger RNA from Brassicogethes aeneus, 2823 nucleotides. The record is from the annotation of a GenBank genome assembly. Lineage: Eukaryota; Metazoa; Arthropoda; Insecta; Coleoptera; Nitidulidae.